AUGGUGUCGAAACAGCAGGUGCUCCGCAACAUACGAAGAAAACCGCUUUCGAUUGUGGCGGGUCUCUCACUCGUGGUGAUUGUCUACCUCUUCUUUUUCGGCACGCUGUCGACUUCCACAGCGUCGGCGAGCCCAAAAUACUCGUACAAGAAGAAAUCCAAUGGGUGGUUCAAGGGAAACAAUCGGGAUUCAGUGAUUUUGCGCAACUUGCCAAACGACCACAUCAGCCACUACGACUUGAACAAGUUGGAGGCACAGGCGGCCAACGCUAAGGGCAACGAUGGUGACGUGUUGAUCUUGACUCCAAUGAGCAAGUUCUUGCCGGAGUACUGGGACAACUUGAAUAAGUUGACUUAUGACCAUAACUACAUCUCGUUGGGAUUCAUUUUCCCAAGAACUCCUGAAGGUGACCAGGCGUUGAAGCAGUUGGAAAAAGCUGUGAAGAAGACCCAAGGUGCAAAGGGUAAGUUCAAGAAGAUCACAAUUUUGAGACAAGAUACCGCCUCCUUAGCUUCGCAGAAGGAGAAGGACCGCCACGCGUUGAAAGUGCAGAAGGAGCGUCGCUCCAUGAUGUCGUUGGCCAGAAAUUCACUCUUGUUUUCCACCAUUGCUCCUACCACAUCAUGGAUUCUCUGGUUGGAUGCAGACAUUGUGGAAACGCCCGUUACGCUUCUCCAGGACUUGAUUGCCCACAAGAGACCCGUUCUCUCUGCAAACGUCUAUCAGAGAUACACUGACGAAAACGGAAAGGCUGCUAUUCGUCCUUACGACUUCAACAACUGGGUGGAGUCUGAAGAGGGCUUGAAAUUGGCAUCAGGAAUGAAGGAAGAGGAUAUUAUAGUGGAGGGUUACUCCGAGAUGGCCACUUACCGUCCGUUGAUGGCCCACUUCUACGACGAUAAGGGUUCAGUCGCUCAGGAAAUGGCUUUGGACGGUGUCGGAGGCGGAGCCGUGUUAGUUAACGCCGAUGUGCAUAGAGAUGGAGCCAUGUUCCCUCCUUUCCCAUUCUAUCACUUGAUAGAGACCGAGGGUUUCGCAAAAAUGGCCAAAAGAUUGGGUUACGAAGUGUUUGGAUUGCCUAACUACUUGGUGUACCACUACAACGAGUAA
This is a messenger RNA of Sungouiella intermedia, 1110 nucleotides long. NCBI's taxonomy places the organism in Eukaryota, Fungi, Ascomycota, Pichiomycetes, Serinales, Metschnikowiaceae. The record is from the annotation of a GenBank genome assembly.